AUGAUGAGCGAUUAUGAAGUGACAAUGGCAGGAGAUUCAAUGGCAGAGUUUUUUGUUAAAUUUCACGGACCUAAAGAUAGCCCAUACCACGGAGGAUCAUGGAAAGUAAGAGUCGAAUUACCACCAAACUAUCCUUACAAAUCACCAUCAAUUGGUUUUAUAAAUAAAAUUUAUCAUCCAAAUGUAGAUUUAGCCUCUGGAUCAGUAUGUUUAGAUGUUAUUAAUCAAACAUGGUCACCAAUGUUUGAUCUUAUUAAUAUAUUUGAAAUUUUUCUUCCUCAACUUUUAUUAUAUCCAAAUCCAACAGAUCCAUUAAAUGGAGAAGCUGCAUCAAUGCUUUUAAAAGAACCAGAAAGAUAUAAAAUGAGAGUUAAAGAAUUUGUUUCAAAAUAUGCUUCAGAAAAUGCUCAAAACGAAGAAAGUGAUUCAGAGAGUGAUCUCAGUUCAUAUUCAGACUCUUCUGAUAAAGAUGACGAUGAUGAUGAUGACGAUGACGACAAAGAUGAAAAGUUUCCUAUAGAUGAUUUGUAA
Molecule: messenger RNA, 531 nt
Organism: Dictyostelium purpureum
Lineage: Eukaryota; Evosea; Eumycetozoa; Dictyosteliales; Dictyosteliaceae
Exons: 2
Coding region: 1-531 (176 amino acids)
Biological process (GO): ubiquitin-dependent protein catabolic process; protein polyubiquitination
Cellular component (GO): nucleus
Molecular function (GO): ubiquitin conjugating enzyme activity
Source: RefSeq, a predicted model, not a curated record